Bubalus bubalis (water buffalo) is the source of this 1279-nucleotide messenger RNA. Its product is annotated as adenosine kinase-like. Gene Ontology annotation, cellular component: nucleus; cytosol. The transcript has a single exon. Gene Ontology annotation, molecular function: adenosine kinase activity. The record is from RefSeq and is a predicted model, not a curated record. Gene Ontology annotation, biological process: purine ribonucleoside salvage. Lineage: Eukaryota; Metazoa; Chordata; Mammalia; Artiodactyla; Bovidae.
GCCUGCGCGCGGGGUGUGUGAGGACGCGCUCCCGGGUCGCGGAGUGCUUGAGCCCAGAAGCAGUGGCUGUGGUACCUGCUGCUGCCACCCGUGCGGACGCAGAGCAUCGGACGUGAGCGCUGUCGCGUGGGGCUGGAAGGUGAAGCUAUGAUGGCCAUCAGUGAAAAUAUUCUCUUUGGAAUGGGAAAUCCUCUUCUUGACAUCACUGCUGUAGUGGAUAAGGAUUUCCUUGAUAAGUAUUCUCUUAAACCUAAUGACCAGAUUUUGGCUGAAGAGAAACAUAAGGAACUGUUUGAUGAACUUGUAAAAAAAUUAAAAGUUGAAUAUCAUUCUGGUGGCUCUACCCAGAAUUCAAUUAAAGUGGCCCAGUGGAUGAUUCAGCAGCCACACAAAGCAGCAACAUUUUUUGGAUGCAUUGGGAUAGAUAAAUUUGGGGAGAUCCUGAAGAAAAAAGCUGCUGAAGCCCAUGUGGAUGCUCAUUACUAUGAACAGCAUAAGCAGCCAACAGGAACUUGUGCUGCAUGCAUCACUGGUGGCAACAGCUGACUUGUAGCUAGUCUUGCUGCUGCCAACUGUUAUCAAAAGGAAAAACAUCUUGAUAUGGAGAAAAACUGGAUAUUGGUAGACAAAGCGAGAGUUUAUUAUAUAGCAGGUUUUUUCCUCACAGUUUCUCCAGAGUCGGUUUUAAAAGUGGCUCACCAUGCUUCUGAAAACAACAGAAUUUUCACUUUGAAUCUGUCUGCACCAUUUAUUAGUCAGUUCUACAAGGAAUCAUUGAUAAAAGUUAUGCCUUUUGUUGACAUACUUUUUGGAAACGAGGUGGAAGCUGCCACUUUUGCUAGAUAGCAAGGCUUUGAGACUGAAGACAUUAAAGAAAUAGCCAGAAAGACACAGGCUCUGCCAAAAGUCAACUCAAAGAGGCAGCGAAUUGUGAUUUUCACCCAAGGGAGAGAGGACACCAUACUGGCUACAGAAAGUGAAGUCACCGCUUUUGCUGUCUUGGAUCAAGACCAGAAAGAAAUUGUUGAUACCAAUGGAGCUGGAGAUGCAUUUGUUGGAGGUUUUCUGUCUCAGCUGGUCUCUGACAAGCCCCUAACCGAAUGCAUCCGUGCUGGCCACGCUGCUGCAAGUGUCGUAAUUAGGAGGACUGGCUGCACCUUUCCUGAGAAGCCAGACUUCCACUGAUGGAAAAGCAUGAAACUGCAUCCCAGGAGUACAGACACUGCCCUGAUUGUUUCCUGAGAAUUCCCAUAUUAAUAAAGAAGAAAAUUAAAUGCCA